Daldinia childiae is the source of this 2490-nucleotide messenger RNA. Its product is annotated as Pre-mRNA-splicing factor SYF1. Gene Ontology annotation, cellular component: Prp19 complex; U2-type catalytic step 2 spliceosome; post-mRNA release spliceosomal complex. The coding region runs from base 1 to 2490 and encodes 829 amino acids. Gene Ontology annotation, molecular function: protein binding. Lineage: Eukaryota; Fungi; Ascomycota; Sordariomycetes; Xylariales; Hypoxylaceae. The transcript has 3 exons. Gene Ontology annotation, biological process: mRNA splicing, via spliceosome; generation of catalytic spliceosome for first transesterification step. The record is from RefSeq and is a predicted model, not a curated record.
AUGCCGCCCAAUGGCCCGACCAAUGGUCUCCGAACUGCCCGACAGCCAGACCUUCACCUUAUUACCGAUGAAGAUGCCGUCUAUGAGCAGGAUAUUUUAAGGGAUCUAGGCAGUACGAAACCUUGGCUCGCUUAUAUUCAAUUCAAAGUCCAACAUGGCACCAUUCAGGAGCAAGCCUUUGUUCUCGAGAGGGCUUGUCAGCAGCUACCGCGAUCAUACAAGCUCUGGAAGAUGUACUUGCAAUUCCGAACGAAGCAUGUCACAAAGCUGAAUGCCGCCGUUUUUGCUUCCGAGUAUAAAAAGGUCAACGCCCUAUUCGAGCGAGCCCUCGUCCUACUCAACAAGAUGCCAAAGAUAUGGGAAUUGUACUUAAAAUUCUUACUGAAGCAGCCCCUUGUUACCUUUACCCGGCGCACGUUCGACCGAGCGCUCCGAGCCCUUCCUAUAACCCAGCACAAUCGGAUAUGGGCCCUAUAUAGACCAUUCGCGAACUCUGCCUCGGGGGAAACUGCGGUAAAGAUAUGGCGAAGGUAUAUGCAAGUUCAUCCUGAGGAUACUGAAGACUUUAUCGAACUCUUGAUACAGGUCGGUCUUUAUACCGAGGCUGUGAAGAAAUAUAUCGAUAUCCUCAACAAUCCGCGCUUCAAUAGCAAGCAUAGCAAAGGCCAUUACGAGCUUUGGAGCGAGAUGGUUGACCUACUUAUUGAUCAUGCCAACGAAGUCGAAACGGGCCACGAGACCGGCAUCGAUGUCGAGCGUAUCAUUAGGAGUGGAAUCGACAGGUUUGAUGACCAAAGAGGGAAGCUCUGGUACGGCUUAGCUACGUAUUGGGUCAGGAGAGGAAGCUUCGAACGCGCGAGAGACAUUUACGAAGAAGGAAUCACAACUGUCAUGACUGUUCGGGAUUUCACCAUGAUCUUUGAUAGUUAUGCAGAAUUUGAAGAGUCCAUCAUUGGUGCGCUAAUGGAGUUAGCCUCCCAGCGAGCGGAAGAAGGCACACUCGAUGAUGACGCCGAUUUCGAUCUCGAUAUACGCAUGAUGCGGUUUGAGCAGCUCAUGGACCGACGGCCAUUCCUUCUGAAUGAUGUAUUACUACGACAAAACCCCAAUAGCGUUUCAGAAUGGGAGAAACGAGUAGCGCUUUGGGGGGAUAACAAGGUCGAAGUCGUGCAGACAUAUACCGAUGCCAUUGCUGCGAUCAGUCCAAAGAAAGCAGUUGGGCCUUUUCAUCAAUUAUGGGCAAAUUACGCCAAAUUCUACGAAAAGGGCGGUGAUAUACGAAAUGCGCGUAUCAUUAUGGAGAAGGCUGUCAAGGUCCCAUUCAAAUCUGUUGCUGAAUUGGCUGAUAUGUGGAUCGAGUGGGCCGAGAUGGAACUUCGCAAUGAGAACUUUGACGAAGCUGUCAAGAUCAUGGCAAAGGCCGUACAAGCCCCGAAGAGAUCAACUGUGGACUAUUUCGAUGAAACCCUAUCGCCGCAACAAAGAGUCCAUAAGAGCUGGAAGCUUUGGAGUUUCUAUGUUGACCUUGUUGAGAGUGUCAACUCCCUGGAGGAGACGAAGAAAGUGUACGAACGGAUAUUCGAACUUCGGAUCGCUACACCGCAAACCGUCGUCAACUAUGCCAAUCUUAUGGAGGAACAUAAAUAUUACGAAGAAUCCUUCAAGAUAUAUGAAAGAGGGCUCGACCUCUUUAGUUACCCGGUGGCUUUCGAAUUAUGGAAUCUCUACUUGACUAAGGCAGUAGAUAGAAAGAUUGGAAUUGAACGACUGCGAGAUCUUUUUGAGCAGGCAGUAGAAGAUUGCCCGCCUAAAUUUGCUAAAGUGUUAUAUCUCAUGUACGGCAAUCUCGAAGAGGAACGGGGUUUAGCGAGACACGCUAUGCGUAUUUACGAGAGAGCUACCCGUGCAGUUUCAGACGAAGACCGAGCGGAUAUGUUUAACUUCUAUAUCACCAAGUCGGCGUCCAAUUUUGGGUUGCCGUCUACGAGACCAAUCUACGAAAGGGCCAUCGCAGCUCUACCAGACGAAGAAGCGCGCGAUAUGUGUCUAAAGUUCGCCGAUAUGGAGAAGCGCCUCGGCGAAAUCGACCGAGCUCGCGCCAUUUACGGACACGCAUCCCAGUUCUGCGACCCGCGCACGAACCCAGCGUUCUGGACUAAGUGGGAACAGUUUGAAGUGCAACAUGGCAACGAGGACACGUACAAGGAGAUGUUACGCAUCAAGCGCAGCGUACAAGCACAGUACAACACCGAUGUGAACUUCAUCGCGUCACAAGCCAUCGCACGUGCAAAUCAAACACGAGCAGGAUCAGAAACAGCGAACGGAGACCCCGAAGUUGCUGAUGCAAUGGAACAGCUAGAGCGGCAGGCCCGAGCGCCGGCAGGAUUCGUGGCGUCGAGCACGGGACUCGCAGGGACAGUAACCAAAGAACCGGUCGCAGUGCCUAGCAACCCAGAUGCUAUCGACAUCGACGGCAUGGAUGACGACUGA